GACAAUUUGUCAUUUUGUGAGGUAGAAAGAAAGCAGCCUACACGAAUUCUGUUCUAGAAAACUCAAGUUUUUCUUCUCAUUAUAAUCUUUUCAAAAAAGAAAAUAUUGUUAAUUUACUAACAAAGCUGUGAAUUAAAUAUUAACAUAUAGUUAUAUACGAAAGAUAACACAGGAAAAGCAGCAUAGGAAAAACGCUUCGGGAGCGAGUUUUCUCUGAAUCCAUCCUCCGCCAUUUUGUUGAACAAUGACCGGCUGAACACGAUUUACGCUGUAUGAUGCAAUAAGGAUACCUACUCAGGAUUUCGUUUUUGUGAACAAUAAUUUUUGAUUACAAACGUGUUUGAAAAUGGUUACUGACACGUGUACAAUGUUCCUAAGAGCCUAACACCGCUCAUUCAUGGAAAAAUAUCAUCUACCGGAAGAAGAAAAGGUAAGUUCCAAAAUAAGAUUAGAGUAGCUUGUGUGGAGACAUGCACCACAAGUUCGCCACGGGUCAGCAAGAUGUAGGGAUGCAAAACUUUCAUCCGGCCAACUGCACCAUCAAUGGUAUCUGCUAAUUCAAAUGUUGACCUCCAAUUGCUAUAAAAUUGACAAACAGCGCCCUCAUCUUCUGUAAACGUCUGUGGUGGUGGAUUUCAAAAGUUUAUUGUAUUUUUUAAGUUAUUGUUGGCCAACCAUGCAUAGGUCUAAAUAACUUAUAUACAUUGUGAAUGUUUCAUUCUUCCCAGGCCGUGAACGCGACUCAAUUUUUGUAUGGAAUUCUUUGGUAAAAAUGAAGUUGGACUGCGCUUUUUUACUGACAGCAUCAAUCUCAAAUCCGUUUGUACCAUUAAAUUCUACAAAAUGACAGAUUCUCAGCGUGCGAUCAGUAUUCUAAAUGUCAAAAAAAUAAAAAUUUAAUUACCAAAUGCGAAAAAUUCCCAUACAAAAAGUGAGCCAUUUUUGCUCUUCAACUUCAAAACAAAGUAGACCGUGUACAGGGCCUGAUUCUUCCUAAAUUAUAUGCUUACUAAAUUAAGUGGCAGCAACUGCUAGUCAAAAACUUUGUAACUGAGCUAUAAAGUACCAGCACCAAGCAAUUUUCGCAGAUUUUACAAGUGCUUAAGGAGUUUUAAAAAUUUGAAGCUUUAACUAAAUGUCAUUACAAUAACUUUAGCCGUUCGGAGUCUAUAGAUGAACAUGUACAUUAGAAUCCUUCUACGUUGUUCAAUCUCAAAUCACAAAACAUCUUUAGACAUUGUUAAAGACUAAUUUAUGAGAACUUGCGCGAUAUGAAUAACUUUUGUUAAAAAACUUUCUUUAAAAUUAGCCCGCUACUACUACUGUAAUCCACCGUAUCCAAUUAUCCCAAUUAUUGAGAGAAAUUCUAAGAUAGAGAAAAAUAUAUUUUAAUUUUUGCUAUUAACAUUUAAUACUUUAAAACUAAGAAAAAGAUUUAGAAGUAUUUUUUAAACUAAUUUUAUUUUAACAUAGAAUUUGUUUUGGUACGCGUACAAAUUUUAGAAAUGACGUAUGUUCAGUUGGGAUGGUUGAGAUGAAGAAGAAAAGUGACAAUUUUAUUGUUCCGCUGGACCCAAUGUCGGAAUUUUACUUUCCCAAAAAUGUUAUAUUCUUUGUAUAAUUUAUUAAUUAAUUCCAAUGUAAUAAGAGUGUCAGUAUCUGCAUAAUUGCAAAAAAACCUUUUUCUGUGUGUGUUUUGUGGACUAAUUUUUUUCCUCUUACUUUUUUAUUUAAUCCGUGUGAAUGCAAAAAAUAUUAAUGUAUGCAAAGUGUGGAUGAAUGUGUCAAAGAUCCGACCAAAUAGUUUUGCUAUUCCUUGUUUUUAAGAGACUUAGAAAACAAAUCGUAUAAUUUAUCUGAAAAGUUAAUGCUGUCCUUCAAAGCAAAAGUCUCCUGCCUGAAACAUUAAUAUGCCGGUACGCAUUCUACGUAUCAUACAAAACAAAUGCCAUUGCGGUUUGAGGAGAAAAUUCUUCAUCCUGUUAAGUCACUACGUACCCUGAAUUUGAGAGAGUUGAACAACUACAACCAUGGAGGCCUUCAUCUUCAAACAGAAAAAGAAGAUGGAUGAAGUGAAGCAGAAGGAGAAAGUGAAGGAGCUUCAGGACAAGUACAUUCCGUUCUUAGAGCAACUUAUUAGGAAGCUCAAAAAUGCCAAUGCUGAAAAGUCCAGGGAAGCUCAACUUAAGAAGAUGCAGAGCCUUUAUACUUUGCUGAAGGAUAAGCCUAAAACCCUAACAACUGAUAUCCUGGAUAAAACUGAGCAGGUUCUAAAGAAUCUGUAUCAAAAACUUGGACCGGCAAAUUCUCAACUGAGGGCAAUUGAGGGUAGAGAAAGAGAUGACCCGCAAAGUUCAAAGGCUCUAGCUUUGAGGCCCAAUAUGGAUGUCGAAUUGCGGAAUUCGAGUAGUUUGCAUUUGGAAACAGUGAAACAAAAAUUGCUUCAUGUUAACGAUGCAUCCAAAAGCAUGGAGUUGGACGGUCGAGGAAGGCAGGAAAUUGAGUCUGUUCUGAAGCAGAAAGCUAGUGCCAUCAUUGGGGAAAAGGUGCGUCCUGUGGAUCCACGAUUGGAGCGACAGCAUGUUACGUCUGAGAUAAGAUUUUCAGUCAACAGAAUUUCCACUGUUAUAUCAUCCCGGACCGAUAGAGCUUUCUUCAAUCCACUUCAAGAUCCACGUCCGCCUGAAGGAUAUCCCAUUCCAUUGUCGAGUUUUCAGACCGGUCACUCAGUUGAUCUCUAUUGCCGUCGUACGCAGGAUAAGACAUUUUACCAGCGACGCUAUCCACCUGAAAUGGAAACGAGCAAUACACUUGUCAACACAACUGCCUUACCUGCCCUUCCUGCACCUCCAGUGCAUCCAGAAAAUACAGCCAUUGGAGCUGAUACGAAUAUCCUCAGCAGUCCGCCAUUGUCAAGUGAUGAUAUUCAGUCUCUAAUGGCAGAGACUAAUCAUGGAGAAAAGCCUUUACCAGAGAAAUCAUUAGUAGCUGCUCAUCCGGUGGAUGAUCGAUUGGCACUGAAAUACGCCCCACACCCCAAGAAAUCAUAUGAUAAGUCAUCAUCGCAUUUACCAAUUGAUGCAUCAGGGAAUAUCACUGUUAGUCUGGAUGAUCCGCGACUUAAGAAACCAAUUCCCCCACGAUCUGAUCCACGGAUUGAUCCGCGUACUAAUCCACGGACUGAUCCGCGAACAGAUCCGCGAAUUGAUCCGCGAACUGGUCCACGGACUGAUCCACGAAUGGAUCCUCGUCUCAGACGUCCAGAUGCAUCGCAUACGCAGGUGUCACGAUAUGAUAGCUCCAGGGCAAUCGAAUGUUCCAAUCGCAGAGCCAUUGAGGGCCCGAACCAUUUGUCAUCUGAAGGACCCAGUCGCAGCAUACCGAUUGAAGCACCAAAUCGUUAUUCGAUUGAUGCUCCAAAUCGCAAAACAUUUGAAGGCCCAAAUCGCAAGGCUGUGGAAGGUCCAAAUCGCAAAGCAGCAGAAGCUCGUAAAGCUGUCGAUUUAAAGCCAAUUACAUACGAGACAAAUAAUCCGGCACCACCUAAAAAGGUCUUCAAUCCUAUGGAGCGACGAUCUGAAUUGGAUGAUGAUUACUUGGAUGUCGCGGAUUCUACCGAAUCGACAUCUAAUAGAUUUGAAAAGCUCAAGUCUAUUGAGAGUGUUCCACGGGAGAAGGGUUCAGGUGAUUCUUCAGCACCUCAAAUGAAGUCUCAGUUCGACAAGAUGUAUCGUAAGAAUGAUUUUGCUCAGGACUACGAUAAACAUGUGAAAAACAUCAAUCAGGGAAUAAAGGACUUUAAGAUACCCAAGAAGGCGCUUCCGAAGGCAGACAAGGCCGAUGAGGAUUGGGACAAAUCAGGGGAGAAAACUAAAGAUGAACAAAAUUCCAUAACCAAAGAGAAGAAGCUGGAUAAGACAGUUGAGAAGAAGAAGAAAAAGAAGGAGAAACACGUGGAUUCAGAUAAAAAGUCAAAUGAUGAAAAUUCAAAGAAGAAUAUUUCAUCUGACUCAUCAGAUUCUGAGAAAGCUGAAAAAAGUGAAACAGCUAAGAAGACCACACGAAGGCGCAUAAAGAUAAUUGAUACUGAUUCAGAAUCUGACAAUUCUGACAUUGAUUCAGCGACGCUUCUGUCUAGAAAGGAUGCAACAACGAAGAAAAAGAAACCCGAGAAGAACAUUGAGAAGGUUAAGAAGGUAUCAGAAGAAGAAAAACCUCCGGCAAAGAAGAAGUCCCUGAAGAAGAAAGUUAGGGCAGUGUCGGAAGAGAAGAGUGAAGGAGAGAUGUCUAAUGGCACAAAUCAAUCGAAAGCCUCAACUCCUGAACCUGUCUCGAGUACUGGUCAACUGGAUAGCGAAUCUUCAGGGAAGUUUGAAGGAAACGACGUAACAAACACGAGCAAUGAAGCUGAAACAUCAAAGGAUACCAUUACAAAAGAAUGGCUUGAGGGCAUUUUGGCAAAUAUGCUCAAUCCAAAUAAUGUGACAAAGGACAAAUUGAUGGAUAUCAUGAAGAAUGUCUUGGAUGAGAAGAAGUUUGCACAGGUGAAGUCCAUCAUGGAUAGUGAUGAUGAGAAAGCAGAAGAGAAAGAUGAACCUUCGAAAGAGGAUAAAAAUGAGACUGUGUCUGAGAAAGCAGAUCCAGUUGUUGAAACCGAAGUAUCAGAUAGCACUGCACCCAAGCCAAAGCCACGGAAGAAGCCCACAAAGAAGAAAACCAGCGAAUUGGACAAGUUGAAUGAGGACAUACGCACUAUGUUUAUAUCAGAGGGAGUGCUAACUGCAACGGGUCGACGAAUGUGUACGGAGUUACGGAAGAAAACAGUUUGCUAUACCGAAACAAGUCCACCAGCGAGUCCCAAAGGAAAUGAUAAUGAGGCACAAGCAGAAGCUGAUCCACCACAACCCGUACCAGGUCCAUCUAAGAAGGGACGAAAGAGAAAAGCGACUGAUACGGCUCAGGAACCUAAUCAGAAGGAAGAUGCAUCAGUGAGUGAUCUUGCGAAGAAAUUGAAUAUCAAUCGUAUGCUCAAGGUGGAAUUGCAAAAGCUGAAAGACAGUGAAAUCCCACAAAAUGCUCCCGUGAAGAAGGGUAAGAAGAAAGCUAAGAAGACAGACAAUGAAGCAUCAGUGAGUGAUUCCCCAACACCACCCAAGAAGAAGAUACGCCGCCGCAAUAGUAUUUGGUUUAGGAAUCCCCCGAAGAAGAAGGGAAAGAAUGUACGAACAGCUUCAAGUGGGAAUGAAACAGAUUCCGUGUUUGAGACUACUGAACCUCCUCCUCCACCUAAGAAACGCCCUGGUCCGAAAUCUAAGACACAAAUUCAGCAACCAGCUGAGAUCAAGUCAAAACCAGCUCCAAUGGAUAUUGAUGUUAGUGCCAUCAAGAAGGAGCCGUCAAAGCAAUCUUUCGCGAUCAAAAACACCGAUCCAUCAAUAACUGCCCUCAAUCACAAAUCAUGCAAGAUCUGCACGUAUUCUGGCAAGCAGAUCGUAACGCACUACGUUAAGGAUCAUCCAUUGAAUGAGGUCUUUUGCUCUCGCCUCCCGAGAAAUAUCUCAGACUUUCUCAGGAAGAAUGAAAAGGGAAUGCUCUAUGCUGAGAGCUACAAUAUGAAACUCAAUUACGCAGGGUCAAAGAUAUUUGGCCAUUGCAUCUUCUGCAGGGAAGAGAUGUACGAACAACCAAAUCGAUGGAUUACGCACUUCACGAAGCACACGGGAGAAUUUGAGUACAUUUGCAGUUGUAACUUCAAAACGUGGUCCCAAAAAGUAAUGCGGGCACAUGUAAAGAAAUGCGAAGAGAGAGGCUCAUACGUCUUCAAUGAAAUUGUACUCAAUAAUGAGCAGUUCAUCAAGGCAUUCAUGUGCGGUGAUUGCAAUUACUUGCAACUACUAGAAGAGAAUGUACGCAAUCACAUAAUUACGGAGCACACAACUUGCCCAAAAGUUCACAAGGUGAUACUCCUUAAUUUCUGCGAUGAGACUGUGAAGAAAAAUCAUCAGACUUUCCUCGAAAUGUAUAAGCACAAUAUGACGUCAGGUGAUGAAACUCAGGAAGGUGGUGUCUUCAAGUCCACCGAUGAGAAGGAAAAUGAGCCAACGACGAGCAAAUCAAUCUUCGACGAUAUAUCCAAAUCGAUUCCCAAUGAAUCGGGCAGUGGUAUUGCUAAUAAAUUGCACGAGAGAUUCGGAGAGAUGGGCAAGGAGAGUGUUGUGAUUAAAACGGAAGAUACGGCAAGUGAGGAACUACUGCUGUCAGACAUGACCCAAACAGAGGAUACAACAUCAAUACCCGACAUGGGGGAUGCGCCAAUGCCAAAUGCCGAAAAUCCCAUUGAGUAUGACGACGAUGAAUGGGAAGAUAUUGAGAGUGACAGCGAUGAAUCAGUGAUGAGUCAAUCAGGAAGACCGGGUCAGAGUAAGAAGCUAGCAAGACUAGCUCAGAAGAUUGGAGCAAAGGGUAAUGUGAAACGUAAAUCUGAGGCUAUGGUUGAGGAUAAAUCACCGAAGAAGACCAAAACAGAUCUGCCCUCUACGGCAGUUUCAAAUGAAGAUCAAUCACAUCCCACGGUGAUAUGCAAGACAGAGUCCACUGCAACGGAAUUCUACAAGGUGGAGAACUUCCAGUAUCAAAUUGUGAAUGAUGAGACACAGUACCACUGCUUGAUGCCGAAGUGUAUGUUCAUCUCGUCUGCAGUGGAAUUGUUCAUUGAUCAUCUGAUUAAAGUCCACGAUGAUGACACAUGGUCGGGAUAUUGUGAUUUGUGUAAGGAGGACAAAUUUCCUGUUUCACGAUCAAUGAUAACUGAAUUUCAUCAUCUGGUCAAUGAUCAUCCGUGGAAGAAACCAACUGAUCCACCACUGCCACCUGCACAGCCGCAACUUCCAACACCUACAGUUCCAGCUCCGAUGGUGACAGAGAUUAAGGAAGAGGUGAAACCAACAAUUCGACUGCGACGCUUGUCUGGAGACAAACUAUCAGUACAGUCGGAUGAUUCAUUUAAAAUUCCAACAACCCCCACAACCCUAAGAUCAGUGACUAUUCGUAGAGUCAGCCAAUCACCUGAUUUAUCCCGAUCACCAUCACCAAUAUCUGGAUCACCUCCAACAAAUCUAUCAAAUUUGUCAUCAUUUUCUUCACCAAACUUCAAUGCACAGUCACCGCUGUCGAGAUCCAUCCUUAUUAAGAGAACAAACUCGAUUGAUACGCCCAAUACGUCGUCUACGUCUACUGCCCAAAUACACACUGUGCCAGCUUCUUUGUCGUCAUUUUCCAUGACAUCUCCCAUAAGAUCACCAACAUUUUCCAUAUCAACUGCAAAACCAACAAGCAGUAUUGUCACUGUAACAUCAAAUGCGAAUGCAGUCUCAGUCCCAGCCAAGAUCUCCCUUCGUAGAUCAACAAUUUCCACGGAUAUCCUUCCGGGAGUUAUAUCGAGGGUCGAUAUGAUGAACGAACUGAAGCCUUGGAUCAAGCAACCAUGCUGCAAAGUACCCCAUGCGAUAAUGAGGAUGCUUCAACGGGAGGUCCUCUAUGCUCCCUUUAAGUGCAUGGGAACGGAAUGUUGGUUCUUUACAACGAAUGAAGUGGAAAUGGCUGAGCACUUGAGGUGUCAUGAUCAAAUCAGUGAGGAACAAUCGGAGAGGGCAACCAUCACAGAUACCAGCUCAUGGCUAGAAUGUGCUUACUGUGACUACAUGGCUGGCAGUAGGAAUGACUUGAUGAUGCAUUUGAAGAAGGAACAUCUGUAUUGUGAAUAUAUAUGCCCAAAGUGCUUCUUCAGGGCAUGCAAUGCCAACUAUGUGGCAAGGCAUCUACAGGUGUACCAUAAGACCAACAUAAGUGUCUUACACAUCAAGUCUGACUACGUUAACAACACAAUAUCGAAUCCUGUUACGUGCGUCAAGGAGAAUGUUCAGCUUCUACUUUGCAAAACAUGCAAUCUCAAGUUCCUUAAUUAUGUGCAUUUCGAACAGCACAUUAAUAAUCAUGCCAGUCAUUCAUUUGAUUGUGGAUUCUGUUCAUCCCUAAUACCGAAUGAUUAUAUGAAGAAGCACAUGUUUUGCCAUCUGAUUGGUAAUUUUGAGUGUAUCUACUGUGAAUUUGCAACCAACAACAGAAAUUCACUGGCGCAACACAUGUGCGACAAGCAUCCAAAUCGUCCACUACUCUACUACAACCGAGAGGAACCUCAGGAACAAGUUGACAAAUUCAAGCUUUCAACAUUUGAUGAUUUCUGCCAAUUCCGUGUAACUACGGAGUUCAUUGCAAGGGAGUCCUUACCAAAAACUUCCAACAAGGCUCCUGUUUGCAUACCUGUUGUAAAACACACUUCGUCAGUUGCACCAACACUGCCUACUCCAAGCACAUCAUCCACUGUGGCAGCUAAUCAGGAAUCUAUGCCUCUUGUGAUUUUAAACGUUGUGAGUCUCAAUGAGAAAUCGCAGCCAAAGACACCACCAACAUCAUCUCUGGCUAUUAAGGAUGUCUGCACACUGUCAAGGGAUAAUCCGGGUACACCUUUGACCAUAACAUCAGUUUCAGGAUCAAGUUCAUUGGACCAACAUUCCGUGAAGGCUCCCGAAACCACCCCAUCAACCCCAUCUCUUGUUCUGGAAGCCGUUACGGUGUCCAAGGAGGAAUUUGAGAAGCAAUCAUUUGACUUUUCAACAUCACUGUCCCGAGCAAUUGCUGAUUGGGUCUCAAAAACGGGUGUUCCACAGACGGAAUUGCUAAAAUGCUCCGAGAUGGAAUGUGAUUUCCAGGGAAAAUUCAAAGGGGACUUUUUGGAGCACAUUGAUAGAUCCCACCCGAAUGCUCUACUCAAAUGCCCUCAAUGCGUCAAUGUCUUCUGGCAUGCUUCGAGUUCUCUGUGGAGUCAUCUUGAGACGCACGGACAGAAACGCUAUUUCUGCCUCAUGUGUGACUACACGGGAAAGACUGAGUCGCAAAUGGUGGAGCAUUGCACAAAGACUGUUCACAAAUGGAUUGGGCACAGUGUGGUACCGAUUACAAAUGCUGUCCCCGGUGGAGCUUACGUGGUCUGUCCCAGGAAUACCAGUGCGCAGAAGAUUGAGCAAUUUAAGGCGGAUUUUGUGAGGAAUAUUCAGAAGCUUUCACCGGAGAGUCGUAACACAGACACUGUCAUGGAUAGACCGGAAAAGGAUGCAUAUGGACCAGAAGAUAUUGACAAACUCCCAACAAAGCCCGUUGUAAAGAAUGUCUACUGCAAAUUGUGUGACUACAAGACGAUGAUUGUGAAGAAUUUGGUACGACAUUUUGAUGCUCAUCGACAGGCUGUCUAUGUACCAAAUCUCGAUCCCGUGAAUCCUGUUCCGUGUCUCAACAGCAAUGAGAAGAAUUUCGAUAAAAUGACUAAUCUUGCGUGCAGCUCCAACAUGGAUAACCGGAGUAAGUCUUCUGUCAGUGAACCCAUCUACGUGGUGCAGCAAAAGAGAUUUGUCUGUGGCGUUGGGUAUUGUUCGUAUAUUACAAUUGAUGAGACGAUGCUAAAGUAUCACCUGAGUACGCUUCAUUCAAUUGAAACUUCUUACAAAUGCCCCCAUUGCCACAUUGAACUCCUCAAGGGCACAUUUGCCGUGGACACGAUUAUUGUUCACUACCGCCUUCAUGGGGAGAAGCUCUUUAUGUGCGAUAAAUGCCAAUAUAUCAAUGAGACAACGCAAAAUGUGGAGAAGCACAUUAAGACGGUGCAUUCCGGGACAGGACACAUCUACGUGCUACGCGAUGAAACGAGGAGUGAAGCUUCAAGUGCAGCAGCUACGGAUCCCCCUCCGGUUGUGCGUGCAGCUUCAACGCCAGAGGAACCACUACCGAAGAAAUGGAUUUGCAAUGAAUGCAAUCAUACGACUUACUUAAAGUCCGACAUGGCAGCACAUGUCCUAACGAAGCACGGGACAAAGUAUCAGUAUCAGUGUGGCUACUGCAACGUCGUACACCUCACACGAUCCUACAUUAUUGAGCACAUUAAGGCACGACAUGGCGAUAAGGUGAUCAUCAGGGAAGCAUAUGCUGCGAUAAAGCCCGGAACACGUUUGGCAGAGUCGUCCGUUGAUUCCGUGAGCUUCUGGAGGCGUGAUAAGAGUGGUGGUGCCAAAUCAAUUAGAGGUAUUCCGUGUGAAUCAUCGGAAAUCCUCCCAAGGAGUACGGAAGAGGAAGAAGAGGAGGAAGAGUAUGCAAGUGAAGAUGAUUACCCAGAGCAAAUGGCGACAAGUGUAAUUGUUGCACCGGGAAAUGAAGAAGCAAAGAAAACAGCAGAAGUGGAGGAUUUUAUGCCGCCAGUAAAGCAACGUAUUGAAAGGAUCAUUCAAUGCAAUUUGUGUGAGAAGACAACAAAGUCAGCACUCACGAUGCAAGUUGUGCAUUUCCCAGAAUGCCAUCCGGGGGUACCUGUAUCAACGAGGGUUAUUGCAAAGGUCAUCAAUGAUGUGGAGAGUGGUAACAAUGUGGGACGGACUGAAGGGGAAGUUCAGAAGCUUCCCAAAGGCUACAAAAUUGUGUGCUACCACUGUCCUUCGCAAUCCUUUGAAACACUCAAAGACUACAAGAAGCACUACGUUGAUGAGCACACAGAAGAACCCUCCGCUGAUUGUCCCCCGUGCUUGUAUCACUUUGUCAAGACAAUGUACUGCGGGCUGUGUCAGCAGGUGUGCAGUACGUACAACGAGGUGGGCGUACAUCUGCAGACUGUCCACAAGACUGAAAGCGUUAUUGCGAAGAGUAGCAAGGAUGGAAUGGUGUGCGGGGCAUGUGACUACGAUGCAGGAGAUGAUCAGAAUUUGCUAAGGCACGCAAAGCUUCGACAUACAAAUCAGAAGUUCACAUCAAACAUCUCACAGGCAGUGCUCGAUGACAUGCUGAAGAUUCAGGUGUAUCCCAUGAAGAGGUGCACAGCUUGCAGGGAGAUUGUGUGUGACAUCGAUGGGCGACAGAGUGAGGAGCACCUGAGGACGAAGCACAGUGCAUCGGGAAUGGCGACAUUCGUAUCAAUCAGGAAUCCAACCUUCAUCUGCGGGAGAUGUCAUCAGAUAUUUGAUUCGGAAACAAAUGCCUUCACGCACAUUCUCACCCACACAAAAUCCUUCAAAUGCUCCGCAUGUGCCCGCAGUUGCUUUGCCAAGUACGAAGAGGCGCAUGAGCACAUGAAACUCAUCCAUGCAGGGGAUAUCAGUGUCAUCCAAUUUUCCUGGCCAAUUGAUGCAAUUCUCGAAUCUCUCAUGGUCUUCCCCAAUGGUCUGGUGUUGUCUCUCGAAGAGCUGCAGUUGACAAAGUAUAAAUUUGAUCAGGGCAAGUUUAAGAUGAUGCGAAAUGAAGUUGUGCGCAAACAAAAGGUCACACCGAGUGAGCUUCUUUUGUAGAGUUGGCGGAUUCUGUGGAAGAAUCUCAAUGAUGUGACAGUGAGCAGAGCGGAAGGGAAAUACCACAGAAUCAGUGAUAACGAGUGGUUGAGAAGAUGAGGAGGAAAUCAUUUUAGAUUUAUUAAAACUUAUGUAGAUAGAUAUUGAGAAGUAUAACAUUUGAAUUAAAGAAUCGUUUUACCAUUAAAA
This is a messenger RNA of Lutzomyia longipalpis, 11570 nucleotides long. RefSeq lists its product as uncharacterized. The transcript is spliced from 10 exons. Bases 2031 to 11381 code for a protein of 3116 amino acids. NCBI's taxonomy places the organism in Eukaryota, Metazoa, Arthropoda, Insecta, Diptera, Psychodidae. The record is from RefSeq and is a predicted model, not a curated record. Gene Ontology annotation, cellular component: nucleus. Gene Ontology annotation, biological process: regulation of gene expression.